Drosophila montana is the source of this 1925-nucleotide messenger RNA. RefSeq names its product sex-specific enzyme 2 (gene sxe2). The record is from RefSeq and is a predicted model, not a curated record. Bases 302 to 1516 code for a protein of 404 amino acids. Lineage: Eukaryota; Metazoa; Arthropoda; Insecta; Diptera; Drosophilidae. Gene Ontology annotation, molecular function: lipase activity. The transcript has 2 exons. Gene Ontology annotation, biological process: lipid catabolic process.
CGCAUGCGAUUGCGCCGUCGUCCUCAGCACGCUCUGUGCUAUUAGCUUUAUACAACACUAUAUAUAAUGGUAUUUAACACAGCGUCCGUUUAGAAUUUUGCAAUACUUUAGCUCAGAACUUGUAACGCGUCGGAGCUGUCGGUCGUCGUGCUCAGAAAAAUUCGCUGCUGUGAGAUCUUUUUAGUGAGCUGUGCUGAAUUUAAGUGGCUUUUAAUUCACGUUUUAUCGCGAGUUUGAAACUUGAUUCGGUUUUGAAUUUAAUUUAAUUAAAUUAAAUUUUAUUUUAUUUAUUGCUUUCAAAAUGCACUUGUUGGUUUUGUUUCUGCUUUUGCCAGCUGGAAGUAAGUGUGCCAGUGAUAUGUUUAUUUCAGGUGUAAUCUGUAAUCUGUGUUAUAUUUUUGUUGCUGUUGUUGCUGUUUUAGAAGUGGCCGCUGGCCAAAGGCUGUUCGCUUAUGAGCGCGGCAAGUGCGAAAUUUCAAUAAGCACCGUUUUAGGGGGCUUGGUCCAAACGAGCCUGAAAAGGUUGACCAAUCUGCCAACGCCCAGAUCCCAAGCCAGUCUUUUGCAAUAUGAUCUCUAUACGCCGUUGAAUCCGCAAGAGCGCCAGCUGCUGCGUCCGGGCGAUGUGAAUAUGCUAAAGAAUUCGUUUUUCAAUGGCAAGUGGCCAGUCAGAGUCUCCAUACACGGCUGGACGGGCAAGAGCAACACCUGCUACAAUGCGGCCAUCAAGGAUGCGUAUUUGUCGCGUGGCAACUUCAAUGUCAUCAUCAUGGACUGGAGCCGCCAGGCAAUGGACAUUAACUACUAUCGUGUCUCCAAGCAACUGCAAUCGAUUGCAGCCAGUGUUGCCAAAUUUCUGCGCUUUCUGCACGACAACACGGGCGUGCCCUACGAGCAGAUCUAUUUGGUGGGCCACAGUGCGGGCAGUCACAUCGCCGGCCUGACUGGCAAACAUCUGCAUCCCGCACGCCUGGGCGCCAUAUUUGCGCUAGAUCCAGCGGGUCUCACACAGCUUAGGCUGGGACCUACAGAGCGACUGGCACCCACUGACGCCAUUUAUGUGGAGUCCAUACACACAGAUCUAAAGCUGCUGGGCAACCCGCAGGGCAAUGAACUCAGUCAGGCCGCCAUCUUUCCCAACUGGGGUCGCGGACAGCCGCAAUGUCCAAAUGCCACGGCCGCCGAGUUUGACUUUGCCUGUGAUCAUUUUGCGGCCGUCUACUACUUUGCUGAGUCUGUGCGCCAGCCCAAUAUCUUUGGCGCGCUCCGCUGCAGCUCACUGCAGAGCAUACUAACAGCCACUUGUGGCUGCAACAUCGACAACAACUACGCCAAUGCAGUGUCUUGUGCCGCCGAUGCAUAUAUGGGCGGUGAGCCGGCUGUGCCCAAAGCGGGUGUCUAUUACCUAAGCACACUGGAGCAGCCGCCAUUCGGCAUUGCCGAUGGUCUAGUUCACAUACGACCACCAAAGCCGUCAACAAUUCUAAAAACAAGCGCGAUUCGAAGACUUCCAUAAGAUGCAGGCAAAAACAAAGGCGAAUAACCAAAAAUUAAUCUAUAGACUUAGUGUAGUUUUCUAUAUAUAAAAGAGGAAGUCCGGACUGACUGGCAGACUGAUUGAUUGGUGAUUAACGCUCAGCCUAAAUGGUGUGGGCUGAAAUUUUAACAGAAGCUUCCUUUUGAGCCGAAAGUUAGCACCAAGACGGGGUUUUAAAAUUUCGAAAUGCAAAUGGGUCAACGUUUGUAUGAAAAUCAUUCAACUGGAAUGCUGUCAUAUGAAUAUUGAUGCCUUGCCAUCGAAAUGUUAAAUCCUGUGCAACUUAGGUGUCUAGCCUGGGCCUCACAAAGUAACUUUUGACUAACUCGCCUUCCUGUUUAUAUUUUCCUGUCUUUUAUUAUAAAUAAAGAAAAUCUAUUUUAAAAAA